GACCUGUUGUUGAAUUGUUUGAGGAGGCCUUAUCCAUUAUCUUGCAGAACAUACCAGUUGAAAUUGAAACAUCAAGUAAGAGAACAGAAAUCCCAGAAAAAAUGCCACUAAAGGAACGUGAUACUAAUAAAGCAUUGAUGGUAUUCAAUAAUAAUGUUACUAAAUCUUUUAAUCGAUUUGCUUCCAAGUCAAGCUUCAACUUCCUUGUCUGUAGUGGGGCAGCUGGAAUUGGUAAAACCCGUUGGGGAAAUGAGUUCUUCAACUCUGUUAAAAAAGAUUGGAGUUCACCACCUAGUUGGGAGAAACCAGAAUACCUCUAUCUGUUUCUUGAUUUCAUAAGUGGUGUUCGCCUUAGUAGUUUUGAUAAAGAUUUGGAAGCAUCCACCAUUCUUGGUCUCCGUGUUGCUUUUGACUACUUUGUGUAUGGAAAAAGAAAAAUAUCAUUUCAAGAAUUCAAGAUUUUAGUAGAACCAUAUAUCAAAUUUUUUGGGAUAGAAUUGGUGCUCAGCCAUAUUAAAAGUAAAGAAUUUCAACAUAAUCAGCAACUCAUCAUAGUACUUCAUAUUGAUGAGUAUCAGGAAAUUUUCUCUUUUGAAAAAAGUUGGGAAGGAGGAAUGACUGAGAAAAGACUUUUUAAAGAAAUGUUGUAUGCUCUUGGAAAAUUUAUGAGAGAAUCUGAAAACAGGAAUUUUUACGUUCAAACAUUUUUAUCAGGUACAGCAUCACAAGAUGUUACCAAUAGCUUUAAAGCAACAGAUUAUUCCUUUGAGUUUGUCAAGUGUCCCCUGUUAUCAAACAAAUCAAUUAUCGAAAUUUUUAAUUAUUUUGCUGAAAAAGGAGGAGAUAAAAAGAAACUUUGGAUGUGCAACACCAAAUUUUUACAGCUUUUAUAUGAUACUGGUGGGCUACCACGAGCACUGGAAACUGUUCUUGAUGAAUGUUUCAAAAGAGGUGGAUUCUUUCUAAAACUGCAGGAUAAAAAUUUUACACUAUUUGAUGACAUAUUCCAUGCUGUCAUUAAUACUCUCGUGAAUAAGUAUAAAUUGGACAAAUUUAUUAUGAAAAACCGUGAAGCUAGUUGUCAGCUUCUAUACCACUGCAUUGGAGCCAUUCCGGUUCAGCUUGAUACAAAAUUGGAUAGUGAGUGGACAGUAACAGUAGAGGGCCUGGAGCGUGAUGGGUUUUUAAUUCUAAGGAAUCCUGGUCCUAAUACUUACUUUAUUGAGAUGCCUUUUUACUUUAUUUACAUAUACAACAUAUGGUUGAACACAAUCCCUACUACUAUACACAAAAUGUUCCAGCCUGAAUCACAAAUGGCCUGGGAUACCUGGGAGAAAUUUGUAGCUAAUUAUGAGGUAUUUCGCAACAACAUACUUGUUGAGCUAGAGAAGUAUAAAGAUGGAAUUCCUUUGAAAGAAUUUUAUCGUGGAGCAAUUGGCAAAGUCUCUGUUUUGAACAUCUGGGUGAGGCUUGAAAAGCUUGAAUUAUGUGAAGCAAAAAACCAAUUUCCAAAAAUUGGCCUUCCAAGAAACCACUUAAAUAACAAAGUCAUGGAUCUGGAUGGAUUGGUUAUUGUAAAUGGCCAUUCAGCACCAUUUGCUGAUGUUUUUUUAUUACGUAAAACAAUUCCUGAAAGUAGAAAUCUUCUUAUAGCAUUUCAACAGAAAUGGUACACUACAUCAAAAAAAUUUACCAUAGAUGAUGCUGUAAAAGAAUGCAAUAAGAACAAAAAUGCUUAUAAAGAUGUAAAAGAUGAUAAUUUGAGGAAAUUUCUUGAGGGGGCUCAUAUUGUGACUGUCAUUUUCACAUCACAACCAUUCAAAGGGAAUCCUAAAGAUCUACCAGAUGACUGCCUGAUUAUUUCAAAGGAGAACUUCAAUCAGUAUUUUGGCCCCUUGUUUGCCUCACGAUUGACUUUUGAUAUUAUAAAUGAUCUCAAUAUCAACUCUGCAGAGCCCAAUCAAAUUGCUAAUGUGAUCAAAGGGGCUGGAGAGGCCAUAUCUAAGGCCAUAUAUGAGAAUCGACCAUAUAAAAGUGCCACUGAAGUUAUUGAAAAAGUUGUUGAAAAGAAUUCAACUUAUAGAAGCUACCUUGAGGACAUUAGAACUCAGCUGGAGAAUUGUUCAUACACUCCAUACUCAUUUCUGGAUAAUGAGCAUGAUUCAAUGAUAUUAGAUGAUAAUGUUAUAGAAAUGGAUGUUGACUUGCAAGAUUAG
Messenger RNA from Entrophospora candida, 2216 nucleotides. The record is from the annotation of a GenBank genome assembly. NCBI's taxonomy places the organism in Eukaryota, Fungi, Glomeromycota, Glomeromycetes, Entrophosporales, Entrophosporaceae.